AUGUUUUCAGGUCUUACAAAUCAGGUCAGUUCGUGGAUGGGAGCAGCUAAGGGCGACCCUCAAGAUGAAGAGGUUCCCACCCCAACGAAAGAAGCGACAGGAGAGGCAGCUGCAGAGGGGGACAAACAAAGCCCAACCAAGGGUGGAAGCAAACUGGACCUCAUCACAAAUGUAAAGUCACAGAUGACAGGGUGGCUUGGCUCUGGAAUCCCUGGAAUUCCUGGUCUAAAAAAGAAUGAAGCACCCUCAGCUGAUGCUCCAGAGACAGCUCCAGUAGAACCUGCUGAAUUGGCAGAACCCAAGCCAGAGGGGAAAGAAGAUGAUGACAAUUCUAGGUACAUUAGUGCCACCGGUGGUGCGGAUAGUAGACCAGGCUCUACUGGUGGGACACCCACUGAAGAACAACCAGCGGGUGUCGGGAAUGUUUCAGGUCCGCACAGUAGAAAGAUAUUCACAGUUGACGCGAUCGAAGUAUCAAAUAUGCAGGAAUUUACUACCAAGGCGGUCGCUGGAGCGAAGUCCCUUGGGAACUUCCUCUAUUCAGCCGUGAACAAGGCAGGCGCUAAAGUCAGCGAGGCGAGUGCCAAAAUAAAGAAGACUGUUGAAGAAAACUUUUUGACAUUUCGAGUAGCGGACGGAAGUAAAUACCUAUCGGAAACUCGAUUGGAGGACAAUCAAAGUAAUCUGGUGCUCUGGCUGAUUGGAUCUUUGCGGAGACCCUUAAGUGCGGCUGUUGUAUAG
Pieris macdunnoughi is the source of this 741-nucleotide messenger RNA. The record is from the annotation of a GenBank genome assembly. Lineage: Eukaryota; Metazoa; Arthropoda; Insecta; Lepidoptera; Pieridae.